AUGAUUACCACCUUUAUUUUGUCUUAUUUUAACAGCAGCGAUGUUUUCAACACUGAUACAUGGUUUCAUAUUCAUUUUAUUCAGAUUUCGUGUAAUUCAUUUAGUUUAUCGAUAGUUCGAGUUAAAUCACAAUCAUGUGAUGGUAUGUCUCAAUAUGAUCGAUGCUCUCGGAAUUCGGCAUGUGCCUGUUUUCAUUUACCUGGCGCUUCUAACACUGGUAUUUGUACUGAUCGAUACGCAGUGACGUGUUCUGAACUGACACCAUGCAACCGUUCAACGAAUAGUUGCAGUCAAUCUGAUCAUAUAUGUGUUCAUCAUCCUCAAUGUCAUGAUAUUCCUGUUUGUUAUUCAGUACCGAAUUCCAAUAAACAAUUCUGUCCACCGAUAGCAACUACAACUACAACUAAACUCACAACCGAACAACUCGCUAAUAUUCCUGCUAAUGCCAAAUGGACACAGAACGGAGUGACUAUUGCUGGAGGUCACGGGAAGGGUGAUGCCACUAAUCAAUUCUCAGGCCCCUAUGGUCUCUUCGUUGAUGAUGAUCAAACAGUGGUUAUUGCUGACUACGGGAAUCAUCGUAUCAUGCAAUGGAAGAACGGUGAUACACCGAAUGGACAAGUUGUUGCUGGUGGUAAAGGCGAAGGAAAUGGAUUACAUCAAUUGUAUGGUCCAACUGAUGUAUUAAUUGACAAAGAGACGGAUAGUCUCAUUAUUUGUGAUGCAGGGAAUCGACGAGUUGUACGAUGGUCUCGUCGUAGUGGUACAACGCAAGGUGAAAUACUCAUCGAUAGCAUCGUAUGUUGGGGAUUAGCAAUGGAUGAACAGAGAUAUCUCUACGUUGCUGGCGUCUUAACACAUGAAGUAAGACGAUAUCAAUUAGGUGAGAAGAAUGGUACUCUCAUAGCUGGUGGAAAUGGCCAAGGUACUGCCCUAGGGAAUGUAAUGGGUUCAGGGUACCCACAUACUAAGAAAGCCACACCAAGUGGAGAACAUGCCGAUCUUAAUCGUAAAUUAAGAUCGGACUACCCUGAAGUAGUCGGAUGGAGAUUCGACCAACUCAAGCCCGGUCAAAUCCCGAAAUUUGACCUGCUAGAGUUUUCACGAUUGGAAGCAUAA
Messenger RNA from Rotaria socialis, 1119 nucleotides. The record is from the annotation of a GenBank genome assembly. NCBI's taxonomy places the organism in Eukaryota, Metazoa, Rotifera, Eurotatoria, Philodinida, Philodinidae.